AUGGAAAUCGAGGCACCAACAGCAUCGAUGGAUCCCAAGUUUAAGGAUGGUAUCGUCGUCCACGCUGGUGAAACGUUUGUUAUCCGAGCGGAUAUCCUGGGGACGCCACUCCCCAGAGUCAAGUGGUUAAAAGACGGAAAAGAAAUUGAUAAAACCGCCCCGAGAACGGAGGUCGUAAAAACGUUUGAACGUACCGUUCUAACAGUUCUAGAUUGCGUCAGAGUGGACGGCGGACAGUUCGUCCUGAGUCUCAGCAAUGUGGCCGGAAAGAAAGAUAUACCUGUCAAUGUUAAGGUUCUUGAUAGACCUGGUCCACCUGAUGGGCCAUUGAAGAUAACUGGUGUGACUGCAGAGAAAGCCACGCUGCACUGGAGUCAUCCGUUACAAGAUGGCGGUGCCAGUGUUUCCCAUUAUAUCAUUGAAAAGAGGGUAACCAACCGCGUGUCAUGGACUGUAGUCCAACCGGAAACCCAAGCAGUCAGCUACAAAGUGACUAAACUUGUACCCGGCACUGAGUACAUCUUCAGAGUGAAAGCGGUGAAUAGGUUUGGCACUGGUGAACCUCUUGAAUCAGACCCGGUUACUGCAUGUUGUCCUUUCAAGCCGCCCAGCUCUCCUUCCACACCUGAAGCAAGCGCUAUAACAUGCGACUCAAUGGUCCUUACAUGGAAUCGUCCAGAAAACGAUGGUGGCUCAGAAAUAGAUGGCUAUAUCGUUGAAAAACGCGAUAAAGACGGUGUUAGAUGGACAAAGUGUAACAAGAGAAGACUUAACGAUAUUCGGUUCAGAUGCACCGGACUCGCAGAGGGGCAUUCCUACGAGUUCAGAGUAUCUGCUGAGAAUUCUGCUGGCGUGGGAGUGCCAAGUGUACCAACAGGAUAUAUCAAAGCUUGUGACCCCUUAUAUCCACCAGGUCCACCUUACAACCCUAGGGUGACAGACCAGUCAACCACAACCGUGUCCAUCUCAUGGACAAAGCCCAUCUAUGAUGGCGGAGCAGCCAUCAAAGGAUAUGUUGUUGAGAUGAAGGAAGUAACGGAGGAAGAGUGGACAGCCUGUACACCGCCAACUGGUGUUGAAGAAACACACUUCACUGUGAAAAUGCUGAAGGAGAAUGGAGAAUACAACUUCCACGUCUAUGCGAUUAACACUGAAGGAGUUGGGGAACCCGCUGAUGUACCAGGGACUGUAGUUACAUCUGAAAGACUUGAGGCACCUGAGAUCGAACUAGAUUCAGACCUUAGGAAAAUGGUGUCAGUUCGGGCGUGUGCGACACUGCGUCUGUUUGUCCCGUUCAAAGGAAAACCUCAACCUGUAGUCAAGUGGUCCAAGACGGAAGUAUGCGUUGACUCUGAGAACGCCAGCGGUAUGAAGUCUGCUUUCGUUAAUGUCACAGUGUUGGAUUCACCAAGUGCCCCCGAGCACUUUGAAGUCAAGGACAUUACUAGAGAUUCUGUAUCACUAUCCUGGGAGCCUCCACUGAUUGACGGCGGAGCUAAGAUCACACAUUACAUUGUGGAGAAGAGAGAAGCUCAAAGACGAGCCUUUACCAGUGUUUCCGAGAACUGUGGAAGAAAUAGAAUGAAGAUUGACAACCUCAUAGAAGGGGGACUUUAUUACUUCCGUGUACGAGCUGUUAAUGAGCUCGGUGUGGGUUUGCCAGCGGAAACACCAGAACCAAUCAAGGUAUCCCAAGCUCCUUUGCCUCCUGGUAAAGUCGCUGUUGUAGAUGUUACUCACGACAGUGUGAGUCUGUCGUGGGAAAAGCCUGACGACGACGGUGGAAGCAGAAUCAAAUGCUACGUAGUGGAAAUGCAAACCAAGAGCGAUGACAAAUGGACUGUGUGUACUGAGAUACGGGGAUUGAGAUCAACUAUUGAUGGACUCUUGACAGGUGAGGAAUAUUCAUUUAGGAUUAGUGCGGUCAAUGAAACAGGCAAGAGUGAACCUAAGCUACUGGCAGAGGCUGUCGCAGUAAACGACGACACAGUGGAACCCAUCAUAGAUCUGAUGUGCAACACAUUCAGUGUCAAGGCAGGAGACGACCUGAAGAUCGAUGUUCCGUUUAGAGGCAGAACUGAACCUGAGGUUUCAUGGAACAAAGAUGGUGUUGAGUUGAAGGAGACAACCAGGGUUAGCUUUCUAACGUCUAAUAACUCAUCACUAAUCACUAUCAGAAACACAACCAGGGAGGAAUCAGGGAACUAUGAGAUCACCUUAAGCAACACAGUUGGUAGAAAAUCAGCCAUACUAGCUGUUGUCAUCUUGGAUAAACCUGGCCCACCUGGUGCAAUCAAGGUAGAUGAGGUCAACGCUGACUAUAUUUCACUGUCUUGGGAUCCCCCACUCUACGAUGGUGGAUGUCCAAUCACCAACUACGUAGUAGAGAAGAGAGAUACUACCACUACAUCAUGGAAGACUGUUUCAUCCACAGUUGCCAGAACAUCUAUUAAGGUUCCUCGUUUGACACAAGGCACUGAAUAUCAGUUCCGAAUUGCAGCUGAAAACCGUUACGGCGUGAGCCAUGCUGUGGAGUCUGCUUCCGUUGUUGCACAGUACCCCUUCGAGAAACCUGGCCCUCCCACUACCCUCCGUGUUGCCCAGGCUACAAAGUCCUUCAUGUUGGUUACAUGGAAUGAACCAGCCAGGGACGGUGGAAGUCCAAUCAUCGGUUAUCACCUGGAAAUGAAGGACUACAGCAGUAUUCGCUGGACAAAGACUAACAGAGGACGUCUCAUCGCUGAAACAGAAUUUAAAGUGAAUGGGGUUGAAGAAAGCUUGCAGUAUGAAUUCCGUGUUGCUGCUGAGAAUAUUGCUGGCGUUGGGCCGUACAGCAAAGCCACUGAGCCUAUAGCUGCAAGAGAUCCGUGUGAUCCUCCUGCUAACCUUACAGUCACAGACAUCACAAGAUCUUCCAUUUCUCUCACUUGGUCGAAGCCAGAGAAUGACGGUGGAGCCAAGGUGACUGGCUACAUUGUUGAUCGCAGGGAGCUUCCAGAUGGUUGUUGGCUGAAGUGCAAUUUCACCAAUCUCCAGGAAACUUGCUAUGACAUUGAAGGUCUUACGGAGGACAUUCAAUAUGACUUCCGCGUUAUUGCAAAGAACUCUGCUGGAGUACUCAGUGAGCCAUCGCAAUGCACAGGUGCCGUCACAGUCAAGGAUAACGUUGUUCUACCUCGCAUUGUCUUGGAUGACAAGUAUAAGAAAUUAGUCCUUGUCAAAGCCGGAGAUGUUCUGAGAAUCGAUGCAGAUAUUUCUGGGCGCCCACGUCCAGUCAUUUCCUGGUCAAAAGAUGGUGAAAGGAUUGAGAUCAAGGCAAGAAUAGAGAUCACAUCAACACACACCACCACCACAUUACUAGUCAGAGACGCUAUCCGAAGAGACUCGGGUCAGUACACUGUAACAGUGCAGAACAUUGCUGGUACAAGGUCCCUGUGUGUAAACUGUAAGGUACUUGACCGCCCUGGACCGUCCUCUGGGCCAUUGGAUGUGACUGGUCUGACCGCAGAGAAAUGCACUUUGACCUGGGGACCACCUCAAGAAAAUGGUGGUGCGGAAAUUCUGCGCUACAUAGUAGAGAAAUGUGAAACCAGUCGUGUCACCUGGACUUCAGUAUAUGAAGACACGAAGGCUACAACAUGCAAGGUCACCGGUCUGCGUAAAGGAAAGGAAUACAUCUUCAGAGUAAAGGCAGUGAAUGAAUAUGGAGAAGGUGAAGCCUUGGAGAGUGAGCCAACCAAGGCCACAGAUCCAUUCACUGUCCCUGCUGCACCGACAGAUGUUGAAAUCACCAGCAUAACAAGUGAGACGAUGACAAUCUGCUGGAAAAGACCGGAGUCCGAUGGAGGAAGCAGCAUUUCUGGCUACGUUAUUGAGAAACGAGAGAAAUCAGGAAUGCGCUGGGUACAGGUGAACACGAAACCUGUGAAUGACCUUAGGGUCAAGGCAUCCAAUCUCUGUGAGGGAUGUGAGUAUGAGUACAGAGUCUAUGCAGAAAAUGUAGCAGGCUCGAGUCCCCCAAGUAUUCCUUGCAAACUGACAAAAGCAGAGGAUCCACAAUUCCUGCCGUCCCCACCAGCUAAACCCAAAGUCAUUGACUCGACCGAGACUUCUGUAACUCUUUCAUGGAAUAAGCCGUUGUUUGAUGGGGGAGCUGCUGUAACAGGAUACUGUGUUGAAUAUAAGAGAACGGAUGAGGAGGACUGGUGUGUCAGUGUUUCAAACACAGAGAACACUGAAUCCACUGUCGUUGGUUUGACACCUGGUGCAGAAUAUAUAUUUGUUGUCAAAUCCAUCAACAAGAUUGGUGUCAGUGAGCCAAGCCCUCCUACUGAUCCACAAGCAGCUGAGGACCGAGAAGAAGAACCACAGUUUAAUAUCAGCAAUGAGAUGCGAAAGACUCUUCUUGUAAAGGACGGCAGUUCAUUCACCUUAACAGUGCCGUUCAGCGGCAAGCCUUUUCCUAACGUUAUGUGGGACAAGGCAGAUGUUGACCUGAGAGUGAGGGCCAGUAUUCAUACCACUGAUACUGUCACGUCUAUCACGGUGGAUAAAGCAACAAGAGACGACUCUGGAAAAUAUACAGUAACUUUACAAAACGUUGCUGGAAAAGUCACAUGUACGUUAAAUGUCAGGGUUCUUGACUCUCCUGGUCCACCAUGCCGUGUUGCGGUCAAGGAUGUUACCAAGAGCUCUGCAACAGUUGCCUGGGAUACCCCAGAAAACGAAGGUGGUGCUGCUGUCACCAACUACCUUGUUGAUAUCCGUGAGGUGAACAACAAGGGAUGGACCAGAGUCACAGAUUCAUGUCCUCGUCUGACCUACAGAGUGUCAGAUCUACAAGAGGGAGGUGUGUACUACUUCAGAGUCACUGGUGAAAACCAAUAUGGAACCGGCUUGCCAGCUGAGACCAAAUACGGAGCAAUGAUUACAGAAAAACCAAGCCCGCCACAAACCAUCGAAGUCACCGAGAUCACCAAGGAAAGCGUGUCCUUGUCAUGGAUUAAGCCCGAGGAUGACGGAGGGAGCAGAAUCAGCAGUUAUCGUGUCGAUGCUCUCGAGAACGGUCAGGAUAAAUGGGUGAAGUGUGGCGUCACCAAGACCGCCCACUUCGUGGUGUACGACCUGAAGGAAGCUACUCAAUACUUCUUCAGAGUUCGUGCUGAAAACCACGCUGGAUUCAGUGACCCUACAGAAAUGGCUCUCCCUGUGUUAGUUAAAGGGCAACUUGAACCUCCUGAAAUGAACAUGAACAAGUUUCCUGACAAUAUGGUCUACGUCAGAGCAGGAUCGAACCUAAAAUGCCAGAUCCCACUUACUGGGAAACCUGCGCCAAAGAUUUCUCUUUCAAAGGACGAUGUCGUGUUGAAGUCAACGAUGAGAUUCAACUCUGAAGUAACUCCUGAAUAUCUUAUCAUCAGUCUUCGUGAGAGCACUGCUACUGAUUCAGGAAGGUACGACAUAUGUGCCUCCAACACCAGCGGAGCCUCCAGGUCUUUUGUGACCAUCGUGGUCCUGGAUAGACCCAGCGCCCCAGUUGGUCCUAUUGGAAUGUCUGAGGUGACCGAGGACAGCGUGAGUCUGACGUGGCUUCCUCCUCGGUAUGAUGGCGGAAGUCCCGUCACAAACUACAUCAUAACCAAACGAGAAACGACAAACGCCGACUGGACCGAAGUCUCCUCGGUCGUUGUGAAAUGCACGAUGAAAAUCAUGAAGCUCAUAACAGGACUGGAGUACCAGUUCAGAAUCAGGGCUGAAAAUCGCUACGGCAUCAGUGAGUACAGCGACUCUGCAACCGUCAGAGUGGAUCUCAACUACACCGUCCCUGAAUCUCCGUCAGCCCCUAUCGUCACGUCUGUGACCAGAGAAAGCGUCACCGUCGCCUGGACGGAGCCGAACUGGAAUGGCGGGAGACCAGUCGUUGGAUACCGUCUUCAGAUGAAGGACAAGAACAGCAUCCUGUGGCAGACGGUCAACAAAACCGUUAUCCGUGCCACACACUUCAAAGUGACCAACGUCAUCGUUGCCGGUCUCGUCUAUGAGUUCAAGGUGGCAGCGGAAAACGCAGCUGGGUGCAGUCCUCUGAGCAAGACCUCAGACGCUGUACUGGCCAUUGAUGCUUGUGAGCCUCCGACCAACGUGCGGAUCACUCACAUCAGAAAGUCCUCCGUCAGACUUGAAUGGCUGAAGCCUACUUACGAUGGUGGUAGCAAGGUAACGGGAUACCUGGUUGAGAAGAAAGAGGGAGAAGGAGACAGGUGGACGAAGGCCAACUUAACCAACGUUUCCGACACUCACUACACCGUGACCGAGCUGAACGACUGUGUGGUUUACGAAUUCAGAGUGGUGGCUAAGAAUGCAGCGGGAUCGGUCAGUAAUCCGUCCGUCACUGCCGGCCCGGUGAUGUGUGUGGACACGGACGCUUACGAAGGAGAUUAAGAUGGUUUUAUGUGAUUUGUUUAAUUGUCAGAGGCUUUGCUAGUAUUGUUGUGAAAAGUGGUCGAAGUCGUUCAAUUUGCAUUUUUUUUUUCUUUAAAAGUAGAGAUUUACGUAAUUGAUGUGGUUACUGAAAUAGCUAUUUGUUUUGAUUUGGUAGACGAUAUUUCUGUUCUGAUAGCUGAUUUUAAUAGCAGAGUAGAUUUGAUAUGCUUCAACUAUUGUCUGACUUGUUGGGAAAGUGGUCAGAAUGGUUGAUUUGUGGGCGUAAAUCACAGUGUUAACAGAAUGGUUGAUUUGUGGGCGUAAAUCACAGUGUUAACAGAAUGCCUAGUGGUUAGAGUGGAGGGACGGCAGGUAGACUAGUGGUUAGAGUGGAGGGACGGCAGGUAGACU
Messenger RNA from Oncorhynchus gorbuscha (pink salmon), 6831 nucleotides. RefSeq names its product titin-like. Gene Ontology annotation, molecular function: protein binding. Lineage: Eukaryota; Metazoa; Chordata; Actinopteri; Salmoniformes; Salmonidae. The record is from RefSeq and is a predicted model, not a curated record. The transcript has 6 exons. The coding region runs from base 1 to 6438 and encodes 2145 amino acids.